AUGGCGCCUGCACUAGCACCCGACCACUUCGUCGGUUUUGACGUAUCCGACGACGACAAGCCCUUCCUCCUCAACGUUCUGGCCCAUCCCGGCACUCCCUGGGAGGAAAAGGCGGUCGUUUCUGACAUUUGCCUCUUCAGCGGCUUCGAAGACUGGUACCUGAAGCUGGAGUGUGCGGCCUCAAUCAGAGACAACCGCCCGCCUCCUGCCUCCGAGCUCGAUGCCCGAGAUGUUCUGGCCUUCGUCCCGCGUCCGACCAAGGCCGCACUAGCUAACGAGGAGCUGCGUAAGGGCUGGGCCGCUACCGACCAGUCCAUCAAGAACCUGUCGGCCAUGCUUCGGGCCCAUCGGUCAGGCCUCACUGCAUCGCCCCAGCCCGUCGAGAAGGACCAGCGAGUUAUCAAGCGAGAGGGUGGUCUGAAGCGGGAGCGUGACGAUGACGCAACUGAGGCCCCCCGGCGAGUCAAGCGACAGAGAACCGCGCCCAAGGCCACCUCUCACUACUUUGCGCCUCCGGGUCAUGAGCAAGCACAGCAGCAAUCGGCAUCCACAUCCCCGGCCGGUAGUGAACAACCCGAUCCCUCGGCAAUCAUCCGUCACGGCAUCGCUACACCGCGCAACAGCCCCCGCAAGUCCAACAACCCUGAGUCUGCAAAUGCAAGCGCCUCUGGUCCGUCGGAGUCCAGCAGCAGUAUUCAGACAGCAGCCAGCCAGGCAAAUGGAGGCAAUGACGACAUCGCCGGCGAUUUAAAAGGCAAUGGCCCGCAGACAGCCAGGGAUCUUCGGGCAGAGAAGCCAUCCUGGCCCACCCGACUGUCUCCGUCCCCAUCGCCGUCCCCGACGACCUCAUCCGGCCCCUUGUCCCCCCUGGAUUUGAGCCAUGUCAAAUCGGAGGAGUAG
Molecule: messenger RNA, 900 nt
Organism: Colletotrichum chrysophilum
Lineage: Eukaryota; Fungi; Ascomycota; Sordariomycetes; Glomerellales; Glomerellaceae
Exons: 1
Coding region: 1-900 (299 amino acids)
Source: RefSeq, a predicted model, not a curated record